UGUUUACCUACUAUCAUAAAGCUCAUUUAUCUAAAAUAAUCUCAUUUUAAAAAAUAAAUUUAUUAAUACCAUUUCUUAAUGACUUCAUUCAAAUGACAAGGUAUGAAAGUUCGCAUCAUACUGAAAUAAAUUUUGUAUGCAUAAAUUUUAAAUUUAAAAAAAAAAUCUAAUCAAUACUUCCAGAGAAAUAACAGCUUAAAGAACUAGCAAACGUGCAUAAAAUAAUUAGAUAAAAGAGUGUAAAAAGUAUCUAUAAUUUUAAAAAUACGCUGUUACUAAAAGUGUAAAAUAAUGGUACAGUGAAGAAAAUUAACAUCUAUCACUAAGGCUGAGUGUUAUUUUGUAACCUUUUACAUAUGUUAAUGAUGAUAUUAAGAUGUUAAUGAUGUUUCUUUUCUUGCGUUAAAUACGCUCAGUUGUGAGAACCAGUGAACAUUUUUUUUAAUAGGUUUUGUUCCUAAGAAAGUGAUAACUUAUGUUACCUCACUUCCUAAGUUGUAAUAAAAACCGUGAUUUUUGCAUUCAUGGAAUAAUGGCCUAUUUCUGAGGACGAUCAUUUAUUAUGAAAGCAAUACGGGUGGGCAGUUUUUCCUACUAACAUCCGCCUUCCACCACAGGAAUUCAAUGAAGACUUUUAAAAAGUCUUAGCGAGUUUCGUCACAGUAUUUUGGACUUCUGAGUGUUGUCAUUCAUUUUUUUAUUAUUCUAAGCAUUCACUGAAGGAACAGGUCCAAGGCUCUUGAGUUAAUGAUUGCUGGACCGUGAACAGGUGGCACACGACCCUGUUCAACUUUAUUCUUCGUGGUCAUUAGGGGGCUCACGACACCAUCCGUCUAUUAUCAGUUGUUUAUUUUUAUCGAUAUUUACAAUGAAGAUGCCAAGAUGGAAAAAGCAAUGGAUUAGGAUGCAUUAUGUCGAUAUUUGGAGACGUAGAAAUACGUGGUUUCAACCUCCGAAAAAAAAGGAGUAUUCUUUGCAAGCUGAUCCAGAGCUCAUCUUCACAAAGCAGGAAAAAAUUGGUCAAGGUGGCUUUGGCGAAGUUUUCAAGGGUAUAAACAAACAGACGCAGCAAGUUGUGGCUAUAAAGAUCAUUGAUUUAGAACAAGUCUUGGAAGAAAUAGAAGACAUUAGGCAAGAGAUCAUGGUUUUGUCUCAAUGUGACAGUCCUUAUGUGACAAAAUACUACGGGUCUUACUUGAAAGGGCCAAAAUUAUGGAUUAUCAUGGAAUAUCUCGGAGGUGGAUCUGCAUUGGAUCUGAUGAAAGCGACCAAGUUUGAAGAAAUCCACAUAGCUAUUGUGUUGAGAGAUGUUCUGAAAGGCCUUGAUUAUUUACAUUCGGAACGCAAAGUACAUCGAGAUAUUAAAGCUGCUAAUAUUCUUCUGUCAGAGAUCGGAGAGGUGAAACUUGCAGAUUUCGGUGUAGCUGGACAACUUACAAACACUACCAGCAAAAGAAAUUCCUUAGUUGGUACACCAUUUUGGAUGGCUCCUGAAGUAAUAUGCCGCUCAGCUUAUGAUUCUAAGGCUGACAUUUGGAGUUUAGGGAUCACUGCCAUAGAAUUAGCGAAAGGCAAAGCUCCUCGCUCUGAUCUUCAUCCAAUGAAAGUUCUUCUCCUCAUCCCUAAAAGUAAUCCUCCACAGCUGAAUGGCAACUAUAGCAAGCCAUUUCGAGAGCUGGUAGAGGCUUGCCUUAAUAAAGACCCAGCAAAUAGACCAACGGCAAAAGAGCUUUUGAAAUUCCAGUUUAUAAGGAAAGCUAAGAAAAAUUCCUGCGUUAUUGACUUAAUUGAAAAGUACAAAACUUGGAAAGAACGUGAAUCUGGACUUGGAAGCUUGAGUGAUUCAGAGCCAUCUGAUUCGGAAGAAUCUCCUUGUAAUAAUGAUUCCUGGCAAACAUUUCGAUGGGAUUUGGGAACUCUUCAACCUCCAAGUACUUUAGAUAUGAAAAUCAAAGCGCCACCUCCCACAAAUGAUACUUUUCUAUCUUCAAAAGAUUAUCCUCUAGUCAAGCCUUUUAGUGAACCUACUCCAAAUUUUAUUUCGCCCGUCGUACCUAGAAACAUGUGUUGGAACCGUGGUGGCAGUGUG
Parasteatoda tepidariorum (common house spider) is the source of this 2089-nucleotide messenger RNA. The record is from RefSeq and is a predicted model, not a curated record. Lineage: Eukaryota; Metazoa; Arthropoda; Arachnida; Araneae; Theridiidae.